AUGGAAAAUCCUAACGAGCAUAACACAGACAAAAAGGUCAUCAAAAUAGAAACAAGUCAAGUUGGGAAAAGUGUUGUUUCCCUGAAAAAAAGCAUAGAUAAAAAGGUAUUCAUCGGAUAUCACACAAUAGAAACAAAAACGCAAGCCGCGAAUUUAUCGAACAAUUCUAGUGAAGUCAGUCCAAUAACCGAGUCAGUUGAAGAAGUAAUUCAUGCUAGUGAAGUCAGUCCAGUAACCGACCUCGGUUUUUUCGAAAGAAGCCCAGACCUUAAGUGGUCGGUUGCGGUCUUCGAUGCUGAAAAUAUCUGUUGGAUCGCAUUUUCUUUAUACUCUUUUAAUUUCGAAGAUAAAAAGAACGAAAAUCCAUAUGCCAAUGCGUCGUUGCGACCAAAAUAUUGGUUGAAGGGGAUUGCUGAAAAAGAUGAUGUAUCUGAAAAGGAUGGGUUUUUCUUUAAUUAUACAUGUAAUCGCACGAAAAAGAUUACUACCAUUACCGUCCAAAAAAAGGAUGUAGUUUUGCUUAAUUAUAAUAGCACGGAAAAGACUGUUCGAGCAAGCCGUAACCCUGAUGAAAACCACGAAGAAAGAAAAGAAGAGGCGAGCGAUGGAAGAAAAUUUGAAAACGCAAAUGCUAUCAUAAUCAACAGCGAUGGAGGGAAAUUUGAAAACGCAGAUGCUAUCAUAAUUGACAGCGAUGGAAAGGAGAUAAUCCAUAAAGCCAGCAAAGAGAAAAUUGAAGAAAGCGCAUAUACCAUCUCUAUCCCAACCGACAGCGAUGUAAUAGAAAUUAUCCAUGAAGACAGCGAAGAGGGAAAGGAAAUUGACAAAAAUGCAUAUAAUAACCAACGCGAAACAAUAAUAAUGGGGAUAUCGACGAAAGAAAAUAAAUUGUCUCCUGUUAAUAUUUGGUCAAUUCCAACAGCUUUGUCUAAAUAUCUUAUCCGUCCAAUUAUAUCCGAUUGUAAAUUUGACGAGGAAAAUCAAUCGGUAAAAGUGACAUUAAAAUCGCGUGAGGACGGAAACAAGUGUGAAUUUAAACAUGCCAUCGCAUUUCAACCACAUGCUACAUCUAUACGAUAA
Molecule: messenger RNA, 1080 nt
Organism: Ambispora leptoticha
Lineage: Eukaryota; Fungi; Glomeromycota; Glomeromycetes; Archaeosporales; Ambisporaceae
Source: the annotation of a GenBank genome assembly